Penicillium alfredii is the source of this 768-nucleotide messenger RNA. RefSeq lists its product as uncharacterized. The record is from RefSeq and is a predicted model, not a curated record. The transcript has 2 exons. NCBI's taxonomy places the organism in Eukaryota, Fungi, Ascomycota, Eurotiomycetes, Eurotiales, Aspergillaceae. Bases 1 to 768 code for a protein of 255 amino acids.
AUGAGGCUUCCAUCCGUGCUGGUCUUGGUCCAGUGCCUAAUACCGCUGCUCGUAUGGGCAGACCCCGAUCUUGUCAAACUUGGCAGGCUCUUCUUGAGCAUCCCAUCCGGCGAAAAGGGAAGCUGUAUGAACCGCGAUGUGCAAGGGGUAUAUACAGACGCCAAGACCCACCUCACCGACGCAAUCAAGGCCCUGAGUGUCUUGAUUAGAGGGAGAGUCGACGACGACGACUAUGGGCGAAAUAUGAUGAAUCUUGCGUCAGCCUAUUUCGGCAUCAGUUACAACUCGAAUGAUAAGUGCACAUUGAAAAUCACGGAGAAGAAGAGUUCCUUGAAAAUCUUGAAACAAGCUCUCGUCGGGGGCACGAGCGAGAUGAGCAAGAAAUGGAAACUGGAGUGCACGGAUGACGACCUGGAAUGGGCGACCACCCUCGGCGAUCUGGGGAACAAGACACACCCGCAAGACUCUCUUAUCGACGCACUCAAAAAGGCCGGAAAGAAAGAUUACAGUAAAAAAAAGGGGCUCUAUAUCGCCAAGAAUCUUUCGCCAAAGACAUCGGACGGAGUAUACGAAUACCAGAACGCGGUGUAUGCGACCGGCGGGGACCAAGCAGGCCCUAACGUGGAAUACUGUGCCAGCACGGGUCGCAGCCCCAACGGCCAAGGGAAAAAGGUGGCAACCGCCUAUCGACCGUCAAAACUUCUGGUUCUAUGCGAGAAGUUCUUUACGUGGCGUACCAUUGCCAAAGCAGAAGAGUUGGCUGAGUAG